Molecule: messenger RNA, 1170 nt
Organism: Paramecium tetraurelia
Lineage: Eukaryota; Ciliophora; Oligohymenophorea; Peniculida; Parameciidae
Exons: 4
Biological process (GO): protein phosphorylation
Cellular component (GO): nucleus
Molecular function (GO): ATP binding; protein kinase activity
Source: RefSeq, a predicted model, not a curated record
AAUAAAUUAGAAUGUACACACCAGAGCCGUAGACAAUGCACUACAAAAUCAGGAGUAGAAGUCGCGACACUUCCAAACUUAAGUGAUUUAAGCAAUUUAAAGUAGAUUGAUGGCUAGAUCAACUACCGAUAGUAGUAGCAGUGGGAGUAGCAGCAGCUCUUCUUCUUCUAGUUCAUCAAGUAGCAGUAGCUCAUCAGGAAGUUCUUCCAGCAGUGGAUGCCACUUCCAUUAUGAGAUCGGAGACAAAAUAGACAAAUAUGUGAUAACGAAAUAUUUAUGUUCGGGCACAUUCGGAAUGGUUUUAGAAGUGAUUGACCAACAGGGAAACCCAUAUGCUGUGAAAAUCUUGAGCGAAACUGAUCAUACAGAAGUGGAUGUCUUAAGAAAAAUCUAGUUACUUGACCCCUUCGGUGAGGCGGGUAUCGUCAAAUUCUAUGAUUACUUCACUUGGUAGGACUAUCAUUGUAUUUUACUUGAAAGGCUUGACAUCAAUCUCCAUGAUUACAUCCAAUCACAUACACUCAACAUUAAGGAAAUCCAAUCAAUCUUUAAAUAAGUUACUACCUCACUAAUGUUUAUGCAUUCCCUCGGAAUCACACACACCGAUCUUAAGCCCGAAAACGUUGUUUUUGCCAAUCAACAAAAGUACCCAGAUCAAUUAAAUGACUAAGAAAUUUAGUUAAACUAAUAGACAUGGGAGGUGCCACUCAAGCCAAUGAACAUCACAGUACCGUCAUCAAUACUAGGUAAUACAGAGCACCUGAAGUCAUCAUGCGAUGCGACACCUGGGACACCCUUCAAUAGAAUUAUACACUGGUAUAUACAAAAAACAAACCUCAAUAUAGGAAGAGUUUUUAUUAAAGUAGGCAAUAACGAUUUAAUGCAUCUGGCUAUCAUACAAUCUAUCUUUGGACCCAUUCCCUCGUACAUGAAACAACGUUCCAAAUUUAAAUCCAGAUUCAACUCUCUUCCAAAAGUCUAGAAUUACAAAUAAUUACAUCAAAUUAUAGAAGAUCAGGAUCUUCUUGAUCUUCUUAAUUUGAUGUUUCAAAUAGAUCAUCAUCGUAGAAUUAAUUGUAAACAAAUUCUAGAACAUAAAUUCUUCUUAAAAACUAUAUUGAUAUUUUGAUUUAUAUUAUUUGUUUAAUUAACUUCACUUUAUUCUAGAAA